Molecule: messenger RNA, 3030 nt
Organism: Ixodes scapularis (black-legged tick)
Lineage: Eukaryota; Metazoa; Arthropoda; Arachnida; Ixodida; Ixodidae
Gene: tmod
Product: tropomodulin
Exons: 11
Coding region: 467-1657 (396 amino acids)
Biological process (GO): pointed-end actin filament capping; myofibril assembly
Cellular component (GO): myofibril
Molecular function (GO): tropomyosin binding
Source: RefSeq, a predicted model, not a curated record
GAGUCAUGAGCCGCCGCCAUUUCGCUUCAUCCUUCCCGUCAACCUCCUCCGUCCUCCGCCCCCUCCGCCGACCCGGCAGUGAGACAAACUCGCCCCUUCGCAAAAACGCUAGGCUUCCCGGAUCGUUUGGGUGGUGCGAGACCCGAAAUUACCUUUCAUCCAAAACCAUAGCUGGUUUUUAGUACCCCCCUGCGCAAGUACUGAGCAUGCCUCUAACGAGGAAUUCGCUUCCAGUGUGCAGCUUGGUCAUCGUCGGAUAAGCACCUCUGUCCGCGCUGAAGGUCGCUGUAACUGCUACGUCCAGGUGCAGUGUUUUGCGUAAGCGAUUCGAACGACUCUCAACGGUGAAGAUUUGUGCGCCUCAACCGUCCAGAAAGAACCCCCUCACGAUAACCGCUUCAAAUAGUGCCGCUACUCCGCUCUCUUGUUUGUGAGUGCACAGCUGUAUUGUGAUUCCGGUGCAGCCAUGGAGGUCUUGAUGCAGGGAAGCAUCUACGAGGAACGAAUUCACGAGUUUUCGAAGAAGAUAGGUCGGCGGAUACAAGUCUUCAGCACUGGAGGAGGAAUGUUUUCAUCGUUUAAUAAGCUUCACAUGGCAGAAAACAUGGUGAAAGAUUUGAAGAAAUAUGCCGACAUGGACAUAGACGAGCUCCUGGGAAAGCUCUCCGAAGAAGAGCUCGAGCAGCUCGGCAACAUGGUUGACCCAGAUGACUCUCUCAUACCGCCAUCAGAGCGAUGUCGAACGCAGACCAAGAAAAAACCGACGGGUCCCCUCAACAGGCGGCAUUUACUUCAGUUCCUGGAGAAGUUUGCACGUGAACAGGAAGACUGGCCUGAGGCAAAAACAUUCCAGUCCGGGACAAAGCGAGGCAAGGUGUUUGUACCCCGCAUCCAGCCCAAGCCCAAGCAGGACGACGACGUUGAGGUGGAGCUGGACAUUGGAGAGGACUACGAGAAGGCCCUCAACACGGCCAACGAGUCUGAGCUUGUCGACCUGGCGGCAAUCCUUGGCCUGCACAGCAUGCUGAGUCAAGAUCAGUACCAUGAUUCCCUGACCAACCGGAGGCAAAGACCAGGGACUGGAUUUGAAUCCCUUGUGAAGGCCUCCAUGCCCAAGCCCCUCCCCAUGGAGCCUGACAAUGACACCAACACUAAGCAGACGUCAGACAAGGUUGCCGACAAUGACCCUUCUCUCAAGACUCUCAACUGGAACAAUAUCAAGAAUAUUCGACGAGAAGAUUUUAAGAAGCUGUUUGAGGGUCUUAAGAAAAAUACGCACCUCGAGUCUCUGUCACUGGCCAACACCGACCUGACCGACAGCUUAGUGAAGCGCCUGAUUGAGGCUGUGAGGCAGAACAAGACACUGAAGUCGCUCAAUGUGGAGUCCAACUACAUCAGCGGCCCCACGCUCAAGGACCUGGUUGCGGCCACAAAUGUCACACAAACGCUCGAGGAGCUGAGGGCCUCAAACCAGAGGCCCAUGAUCUUGGGCAACAAGAUUGAGAUGGAGAUUGCACGGCUGGUGGAGAAGAACAGGCACCUGCUCCGGCUGGGCAUCUCGUUCGACGUCCCUGAUGCGCGCAUGCGUGUCACCCAGCACCUGCAGAACAACUACGACCGCCUGCGACUGAAACGCACGGCAUCCGGCAGCACCUAAAGGAAAUCUCGGCGUUUUCAAUCAUUUUUUUUACAGGAGGGGAGAGAAAAUUGUGUUCGCAACAACUUGGCGUUUGCUUUUGGGACUUUCAAUGCUGCCUAGCGGUGCUGUUGAUGGGAUAAGAUCCCGGAGUGACUGUUUUGCGAUCCUGUCUGCGUUCUUAGAUUUGUUUUUGUGCCGUGUUGUGUGGUCCUGUUGUGUGAGCUCAAGUGCAUUUAAUGCAAGGACAAGCUAUCUGCACAGUCAAGCCAAUCGGCAUUAACGCUGCUUCGCUCUUUGGGCCGAGAUUUGAGACUCUAUCCUCUGCUUUGCAGGUACGGGCUUGCUACAUGUUGGGUCUAUAAAACUGCGAUGGGGUCAAAUAUCGUGUGGCCAGCUUUGCCAAGAGGUUUGUUGCUCUUGGGGUGAAAUUGCAGAUGGAAGCUUUAACCGCUUUGACACAAUGAGUGGUGUCCACUAUAAAAAAAAGAAAGAGAUCCCUCUGCUUUCGUGUAUCAUGCUAAUCACAAACAUUAAGCCUUGAAUCUGUGCAAUGUGUAUAGGCAUACCCAUUGCUUGAGUGCUGAAAGCUAAUGCAUACAAACACCAGCUUCUGGCUUCUGUGUGAAAGAUAAGUUUCUUUCUAUUCUAGACUGACUAAAGCUUCAUGUGGUUGGUAAGCGGCUGGUCAUGAGACUGAAUCACUGCCUAGAAUGGGCUCAGGAGGCCAUUUUUAAGAUACUAUACCCAGGAUACUGAAGAGUACUACUAUUUCAGUUCAGAGUACUACUACUAUUUCAGUUUAUAACUAAAGUGACGAAUGUAUCAUCUUGUGAUUGUGCAUCUGCAGGAAAUAUUUGUGAAAGCUUUAGAUAAUCUUCAUUCUAUAAACAGAAGAUAGGUAUGUUUUUAGUGAUGUGUUUAUUUUUACUUACUAGAUCCAAAAUUUAUUUACAGACUUUUUUUUAUCAUUUAUUUUUCCCUUUCUGAUGUAACCCUGCUUUCUACAAGGAACAGAGCUUAUUGGAACGUAAAAAGGGUAUUUUUGUUACGCCAUUUCAUUGUUUUCAAAUGCAAGUCUGUUGCAAUGCAGAUUUUUUUUUUUUUUUUGUGUGGCAAGAAGAUAGGCUGCUGUACAUACAAGCUAUGUUUAUUUGGAGUGUGUUCCAACGGACAGCUUUGGAUACGAGCUGUGUCGUCAGUUACAGCUCUUGGUGGUCUAAUGAGAAUAAUGUCAUCUCGCCAAAAAGUUGUGCUUUAUCCUUGUUCUUGGCAUUAUACUUUUUUCCACCAUGCAUGUAAUGUGUACUAUACUGUGCUCAAUUAUCUCGAGCUUUUGUGGACUCCUCAAAAUAUGUAAUCCUGUCUCAAUUAAACAUAUACCAGUGAUAGCA